This is a messenger RNA of Mizuhopecten yessoensis (Yesso scallop), 4000 nucleotides long. RefSeq lists its product as uncharacterized. Lineage: Eukaryota; Metazoa; Mollusca; Bivalvia; Pectinida; Pectinidae. The transcript has 7 exons. The coding region runs from base 175 to 1182 and encodes 335 amino acids. The record is from RefSeq and is a predicted model, not a curated record.
CGCUUUUCAAAGGAGGUGACAGAAUCAAAACAUCAACGUUUCUGCAGUAAUAAUUGAUGACUGUCUCGAAAAUGACUGCAUGAACCUUACUGUACAUCAGGUUUAUACAAUCGGUAUCAAGGGAAGGCAAAGACAGAAACCUAAUACAGACAAACGUUUGUAAGACUAACAGCAAUGGGGGAAACAUCGUGUCCCUUAGCGACCAUAGGGGUGGUGGUCGGUAUCGGAGUGCUACUUCUGGUUAUACUCCUACCCAUGAGCUUCAGCGGUCUCGAAUACUAUGAGUAUGGAUUCAAGAGACAAAAGAGCACAGGAACAGUCAACCUGGAUGAAGUGUAUGGUCCAGGCAAACAUUUCAUUGGGCCCGACUUUGAGUUUAAGGUGUUCAAGGCAGACGCACACUUUGAAACAUUAAGCCAAGUUCGAGCUUUUACUGCUGACGGACUCGAGGUAAUGGUGACAGUGAGUUUCCAGUACUUCCUGCGAAAAGACGAUUUACCUGCUCUACAUCGAGCCUACGAUAUUUACUACAAAGACGUGAUGCGGUCUAGUGCCAUAGAUGCUGUCAAGGGGGCAGUGCCAGUGUUCACAACAAGGGAAAUGUUUUCUGAUCGUCCGAUUGUCGAGGAGACCAUGUUUAAGGCUGUGAGAGAGAGGCUAGGUGGCAUAUGUUGUCAGAAGAAUUGUAACGACUGGAAAUAUGCAUGCCCUGCAAGCUGCAAAUCGCGGAGGAUAUGUUUGGAUAGUGAUCAAGGACUGUAUGCCAAUGUGAAGUACUUCCAGAUGGGGCAGGUUUACAUCCCCAAUGAUGUGAAGGAGAGGCUAUUGCGCUCUCUCACCCUGAAGGAAGAUGCGGCGAGGGAAAAACUUCUACAGGACGCACAAGUAGAACGCAAAAUUACAACAUCUAAGAUUCAGACAAGAAGAAACGAGGCUGCAGAAAUCAGACAGGAAGCUGAGGCAACCUCCUCAAUGAUUCGUUUGACAUCUCGUGCCAACUACACAGCAAUUGUAGAGAGCUCAAGAAGUCGGGGUUUGACAACUCUGUAUUCGCGUCUGGGAAUCACCGACCAGAGGAUCAAGAACAGUUUUGACUACCUGCGUACCCUCCGUGGCCUUGAUAACAUUCACCUCUCCGUUGAUUUUGAUCAGAACAUCAUGGGAUCGUUUGGUAAAGUCUAGGCCAUUUGUGUGACCACCUCUACUAAUAGUCAAAUGUACCAGGGCCAAGACACCACUAUAUUUCCAUAUUCCACAGUCAUGGUGAUCAAAAGCCCUUUCACCCACCUCGGCUCAUUAUACAAAGUUUUGGGGUAUAUAGGAAUCAGCCUGUCCGCCGUCUUUCUUGUCUAUGAUCCUUGCAACCACAACUCCUCCCAAAACCGUUGGUUUGAAAAACAAAAUUGUUACUUGAUACAGUGAAAGUACACUAUAUAUAGGUGUGCUUAAAGAAAGGAAUAUGCAAUUCAGCAAUGUUUCCUGGCGUUAUGGCCCUUGAAUCUUAAUAUUUCUGUUCCAGAAUAAAGUGUGAGAGCAGUCAGGGCAUAUAUCUUUGUCAGCUUGCUCACACGUUUGUCUAGUUAUCAUAAGGUCAUCUUGUGGUUUAGAUCAACUUUCAGUGGUACAUGAAGUUUUAAUUUAGGUUUAAACUUAGUGGGAAGAUCAUAAUACCACAAUUUAUUGGGAGGAAUAAACGCAAACAAAACAAAUACUCCAAAUCGGUCCAAAAUGAAAUAUAUUUUUCCAUAUUUUUUUUGUAUUUCUUACUGAGUUAAGUUUAAAAAAAAUGUGUAUAUUUAUACUUUUUCAUAUUGAUGAUAAUUACUGAUAUGUACAGGAAAAUAUUUUCAAAAAGUAUCAGAUAUUAAGUUUUGUCUAUGAAAAUGAAAAAAAUAUAUGGUAUAAUAUUGUUUUUUUUAGUUUUUGGCUGAGUAACAUUGAAUUGAACAGUUAGUUUCACACAAUUAUUUCAUCAUUAUACAAGCCCAUGCAAAAGAAAUUUGUUGACUAAAAAUAAGAUGUUCGAUCUGUCAGAAUCGUACCUGCAUGGUUGAAUAUAAACAGAAAUGCCUUGCUCAGUAAGAAAUCACUGUUUUUACUAUUUAGAUGACUGAAAUCACACAUGCCUCGCUGAAGAGGAAUUAAAAAAAAAUAUGUAUAUGAUUUAGUUAAAUUUAUAUCAAAUUUGCAACUGAUUCAGGCUGGAAAAUGAUCCUGUUAUGUGGUGUCGCAAAUUUCCUGUACAGCGAGUAUUAGUCCCAUUAAUUAACUAUUUUACUUUUAUUGACGACUUGUCCCUACAUUGCUUUAAUAAAUUGAUGACUGUGUGUGUGGUAGAUAACAUUAAGGGGCCGGGCACAUCAAUAACAAUUGUAGAUUUGCAGAAUAUUUUCAAGGCAUUUUUAUCCAAAACAAAUGUACAGGGUUUUAAUUAAAAAACCACCAAAAAAACACAUUUAGGAAUAGUCGGUUGUCUUAGAUAGCUUGAUCAAGUGUUAUUUUUUCAGGAUUUAUAAUUUUCCUUUUACAACGAAAUAUUACAAUCCUCAGAGCAUAAUAUUAAUUUACCUGGCCCUGCGAGUUUAAACAAUUCUUAUGAAUGCUAGAUUUGGGUAUUGUACUGUUUGUCAUUUAUUUGAAUGUUAGAUUCAUGUUUCAAGGUUUGUACCAGUUUCUGUUCUAUAUUUAUUUGUUAAACUUGGAGAAUUUGAAAGGAACUUUUAAGCUCCUUUUGAUUGUAAAGGAGAAUGUGUUUUUAGACAAUGUGCCUUUUUAUUUUUGAUUCAAGUUGUUGAAAAUCAUAUAUUCUGACAAUCUUAAUGUAUUUCUGUUUGUCGUCAUUUUUCGUGCGGGAGGUUGAUAGAUGGUUUUAUUACCUUAGUUUCUAUAAAAUCAGUGACUAGAUACAUGUUGUGGGUCUUUGACUAACAUUCCCACCAGAAAAUGCAAAGAUUCUAAUUGACCCAGUACAUAGACUUACAGGAAACUGUUUCAUUGACAAUUAUGAAAAAGACUAUCAACAAACCAUAAUGGCAAUGUUUUUUUGUAAUAUUUUAUCUUUAAACUUAGAAAAAGUUCACAAUGUGUUUGGACCAAUAUCAAGGUAGUUUAUCAGAUUGGUCAAAAAUAUUUUUGCUAUUUUACUCCUCAGGGAUAUUUCUCUUUGUACUUUAACAGUCAGAUGUUAUUAAAGGUGACUAUGGGUUUUUUUCCCCGGACAAAAUCUUAAUAGAAUGGCUUAAAAUUAUUCUCUUUUAUUUUUCAAUUUGAAAGUCAAUGUGAUUCAGUAUGAUUAGACAAUGUGUAAAUGUUAGUUUAUAAUUUCCUGGAUAGAUUCAGUAUGAUUAGACAAUGUGUAAAUGUUAGUUUAUAACUUCCUAGAUAGUUUUAAUAUGAUUAGACAGCGUGUAAAUGUUAGUUUAUAAUUUCCUGAAUAGAUUCAGCAUGAUAAGACAAUGUGUAAUUGUAGUCUGCAUGUUCAGGAUUUACAUAAAUCAUGUACAUCAUGUCUGUUUUGUGGCAAAUUUGGGAGGCUGUGCCCCCAUCAUCAGACCUCAAAAAGACGAAGGGAGGGGAUGCAAAUUAAUUAAUUUACCAAGUUUUUAUGAUUUCCCUUCUAGAAAUGCUAGCUUGCACCAUAGGGGUACAUUUUAGUUUUUGUUAACUUGUGUGUUAUUGAAUAUCUGUUGUGAAUUUUUUAGAAACUUUUUUUCCUCAUCUUUUUAUACCUUUACCUUUUAUAUAUUAUACAUUAUUGCAUAUAUCCAUGAACACUUAACUGUUGCCAAGUAAAUUGUAAUACUUGGCCUGGUCACAAACCUGGGGCAGGUCAUCCUCAAUACUCCAGGGGUUAUGCUCACUUACUCUCUCUGUAUAGCUUGAAUAUGUCAUGACAAAAACAAAGGCUCAGUUUGUACCACCGAGCGGAUGUGAUGAGAAUCCUUGUUUGAUCCUUUGAUGUACAUCAAAAGAAUCUGUGGGUUGUGUAACGGUAAAAUUG